Molecule: messenger RNA, 749 nt
Organism: Hordeum vulgare subsp. vulgare (domesticated barley)
Lineage: Eukaryota; Viridiplantae; Streptophyta; Magnoliopsida; Poales; Poaceae
Product: non-specific lipid-transfer protein 4.3
Exons: 1
Coding region: 102-449 (115 amino acids)
Biological process (GO): lipid transport
Cellular component (GO): membrane
Molecular function (GO): lipid binding
Source: RefSeq, a predicted model, not a curated record
CCCGACGAUACUCCUCACCAAUACACUCACUUAGCAAAUCUAGCUAUCUCAUCAUCUCCGGCUUAGCUCACCACCACUACUAUUGCUAGCUUGUGAUCGAAAUGGCUCGCGCUGCAGCUACUCAGCUCGUGCUGGUCGCCAUGGUGGCCGCUAUGCUCCUCGUAGCCACCGACGCGGCCAUCUCCUGCGGUCAGGUGAGCUCUGCCUUGAGCCCUUGCAUCUCCUAUGCCCGCGGCAACGGCGCCAAACCGCCUGUGGCCUGCUGCAGCGGCGUCAAGAGACUGGCCGGCGCAGCCCAGAGCACCGCUGACAAGCAAGCGGCGUGCAAGUGCAUCAAGAGCGCUGCGGGUGGGCUAAACGCUGGCAAGGCCGCCGGAAUCCCCUCCAUGUGCGGCGUCAGCGUCCCCUACGCCAUCAGCGCUUCCGUCGACUGCUCUAAGAUUCGCUGAUCGACCACUUGCUGUCAUCCUUGCUGCCUAUAGCUCCAGCUAUCGAUCCUGAGACACUGAGUACGUUGAGGUUAUUUACACAACACACACACACAUAUAUAUGAAUAAAUGCUCUCAUAUAUUAUCUCCAUGUGGGAGAGAAAGAGAGAGAGAGAAGUACGUACGUUGAGCCAGCUCUGCAUGGCCGGCACACUGUUGUAUCGAUGUUAUAAUUAAUAUUUACUUCCUUUGAGAGGAAUCGUGAGUUUGUUGUACUUUGUACCAUGUGCACUUUUGAUAUAUGUAUCAUAUACUCAGCUA